Messenger RNA from Oryctolagus cuniculus (rabbit), 1244 nucleotides. It is a transcript of the gene CA5A, whose product is annotated as carbonic anhydrase 5A. The record is from RefSeq and is a predicted model, not a curated record. Lineage: Eukaryota; Metazoa; Chordata; Mammalia; Lagomorpha; Leporidae. Gene Ontology annotation, molecular function: zinc ion binding; carbonate dehydratase activity. Gene Ontology annotation, cellular component: cytoplasm; mitochondrion.
CUGUCCCCACGCCCCCACCCCUGGGCCAGACCAGACGUCAUCCACCGAGCGCAAAGGCCGGGGUUGGAAUUUAACCCCUAGGCGGGGGACGGUGGGUGAGCUUCUGCCCCAAGCCCCUGUGCAGCUGUUGCAACCACAGUGAGAGUGGACGGCGGGCCUGGGGCCACGCGGGACGAUGCUGAGGGCCAGGCUGCUGGGCAGGGUCCUCUUGUCGAAGCAGAUGCCGGUGCCACUCUGGGGACAGCGGCCGGGGCCGGCGUGGCGGAGCUCACAGCACCCCUGUGCUCACCGGGGCAGGAGCGGCGCUUUGCACCCUCUCUGGACGGGCCUGGGCCCCAGGCCGGGGGGCACCCGGCAGUCCCCCAUCGACAUCCAGUGGGGGGACAGCGUCUACGACCCCCACCUGGAGCCGCUCAGGGCCUCCUACAGUGCGGCGUCCUGCCGCUGCGUGUGGAACACCGGCUACCUCUUCCAAGUGGAGUUUGACGAUGCCACUGGCGACUCAGGAGUCAGCGGCGGGCCCUUGGAAAACCACUACCGGCUGAAGCAGUUCCACUUCCACUGGGGAGCCACAAACGCGUGGGGCUCUGAGCACACGGUGAACGGCCACGUGUACCCUGCCGAGCUGCACCUGGUUCACUGGAAUUCCGCAAGAUACCAGAGCUACCGGGAGGCCGUCGUGGGAGAGAAGGGGCUGGCAGUGGUCGGCGUGUUCCUCAAGCUGGGGGCGCAGCACCAGGCUCUGCAGCAGCUGGUGGACGUCUUGCCAAAAGUCAAGCACAAGGACAUGCGGGUGGCCAUUGGCCCCUUCGACCCCUCCUGUCUGCUGCCCGCCUGCCGGGACUACUGGACUUACGGGGGCUCCCUCACUACCCCGCCGCUGGCUGAGUCGGUCACCUGGCUCAUCCACAGAGAGCCCAUCGAGGUGGCCCAGGAGCAGGGCCAUCCCCGGUGCAGGCGGGGCCUGGGACAGGAUCACUCCGCACCUGCUGCAGGCUCUCUGGCUGCUCUGUUCCAGCUGUCAGCCUUCCGCACACUCGUGUUCUCUGCGCCCGGGGAAGAGGAGAAGAUGAUGGCAGACAACUUCCGCCCGCUUCAGCCCCUCAUGGGCCGGAAGCUCCGCGCGUCCUUCCAAGUCCCCGGAGGGGGUGACCGCCAGUCACCGUGCCCCUGUGGGUAGGUGGCACCACAUCCCGUUUCACAACCGGGUCAUGUGUGACUUCUGAGAUAAAAAGAGAACAGGA